Messenger RNA from Sorex araneus (European shrew), 2453 nucleotides. It is a transcript of the gene KLHL8, whose product is annotated as kelch like family member 8. The record is from RefSeq and is a predicted model, not a curated record. Lineage: Eukaryota; Metazoa; Chordata; Mammalia; Eulipotyphla; Soricidae. Bases 354 to 2213 code for a protein of 619 amino acids. The transcript is spliced from 10 exons. Gene Ontology annotation, molecular function: protein binding.
CUCCCAGGGUGCCGUGCGCGGGCGGAGCGGGGCGGGUUGUGUGCGCUGUCGGGGGUCGCGAGGGGUCCCAGACCUCGCGGCUCUGGGGCGCGGAGCCUGGGUCGGCCGGGACUACGCGGGAGCCGGCGGGAGCCGCCCCUCUGCGCGCCCUCCUGUGCCCCGCGAGCCGGGGCCGCGCGCCGCCGGGAUCUCCUCGGCCGGGUGUCUCGUUGGCUUUUUCUCUCGGCAACGCACGAUGGCGUCUGACUGCUUCUGAGCGACGCCCCGAGUCAGUGGCCCACCUGUGCCCCCGCCGCUGCCAGAGGGCUCUGGCAUGCCCCCUGCGAGGGCUGUCUGCGGAGCAGCAGGCGCCGAUGGCUUCCGAGGCCGUGAGUGGCGUGCGGGCGCGGGCGCAGCCGGCCAAGGGCAGGAGGCAGCCGCCCCCCGCCAAGGGCGCGACCCCCGCGCCCAGCGACGCCGACGGGGGCGACUCUUUCCUCUUUGAGGCCCACGAGGCUUGGAAGGAUUUCCACGGCUCUCUGCUGCGCUUCUACGAGAACGGGGAGCUCUGUGACGUCACCCUGAAGGUGGGGCCCAAGCUCAUCUCCUGCCACCGGCUGGUGCUGGCCUGCGGCAUCCCCUACUUCCGCGCCAUGUUCCUCUCGGAGAUGGCCGAGGCCCGGCAGACGCUGAUCGAGAUCCGGGACUUCGACGGGGACGCCGUGGAGGGCCUGGUCCGCUUCGUGUACUCGUCGCGCCUGACGCUGACGGUGGACAACGUGCAGCCGCUGCUGUACGCGGCCUGCAUCCUGCAGGUGGAGCUGGUGGCGCGCGCCUGCUGCGAGUACAUGCAGCUGCACUUCCACCCGUCCAACUGCCUGGCCGUCCGGGCCUUCGCCGAGAGCCACAACCGCACGGACCUCAUGGCCAUGGCCGACCAGUACGCCUGCGCGCACUUCCCCGAGGUGGUGGAGUGCGAGGACUUCGUCAGCGUGUCGCCCCAGCACCUGCUCAAGCUCCUGGCCUCCAGCGACCUGAACAUCGAGAGCGAGACGCAGGUCUACGCCGCCGCCCUCAAGUGGCUCCUGGCCAACCCGCAGCACCACUCCAAGUGGCUGGACGAGACCCUGGCGCAGGUCCGCCUGCCGCUGCUGCCGGUCGACUACCUCAUGGGCGUGGUGGCGAAGGAGCAGAUGGUCAAGCAGAACCUCAAGUGCCGAGACCUCCUGGACGAGGCCAGGAACUACCACCUGCACCGGAGCAGCAGGGCCGUGCCCGACUUCGAGUACUCCGUGCGCACCACCCCGAGGAAGCACACGGCGGGCGUGCUCUUCUGCGUCGGCGGCCGCGGCGGUGCAGGCGACCCCUUCCGCAGCAUCGAGUGCUACUCCAUCAGCAGGGACAGCUGGUUCUUCGGGCCGGAGAUGAACAGCCGGAGGCGCCACGUGGGGGUCAUCUCCGUGGAAGGGAAGGUGUACGCCGUGGGCGGCCAUGACGGGAACGAGCACCUGGGCAGCAUGGAGGUGUUCGACCCGCUCACGAACAAGUGGCUGAUGAAGGCCUCCAUGAACACGAAAAGGCGCGGGAUCGCCCUGGCGGCCCUGGGGGGCCCCAUCUACGCCAUCGGGGGCCUGGACGACAACACCUGCUUCAGCGACGUGGAGCGCUACGACAUCGAGUCGGACCAGUGGAGCCCGGUGGCGCCCAUGAACGCCCCCCGGGGAGGGGUCGGCUCCGCGGCCCUGGCAAGCCACGUCUACGCGGUGGGCGGCAACGACGGGGUGGCCUCGCUGUCCAGCGUGGAGCGCUACGACCCGCACCUGGACAAGUGGACGGAGGUCAAGGCCAUGGGGCAGCGCAGGGCCGGCAACGGCGUCAGCGAGCUGCACGGCUGCUUGUAUGUCGUGGGCGGGUUCGACGACAACUCUCCGCUGAGCUCUGUGGAGCGCUACGACCCUCGGACCAACAGGUGGGACCAAGUGGCCGCGCUCACCACCCCCCGGGGCGGGGUGGGCAUCGCCACCGUCAUGGGCAGGAUCUUCGCCGUGGGCGGCCACAACGGCAACUCCUACCUGAACACGGUGGAGGCCUUCGACCCCGGGCUCAACAGGUGGGAGCUCGUGGGCUCCGUGUCCCACUGCCGGGCCGGAGCGGGCGUGGCCGUGUGCGCCUGCCUCACCAGCCAGAUCCGCGACGUCGGCCACGGGGCCAGUAACGUGGUGGACUGCAUGUGACGGCGGCUGGAUGGCAGCGACGACCCUGGCACAGUGCCGCGAGCACCGGAGUCCCCCUGCGGCAGGAGCCGGCGCACCCUGGCUGGAGGCGGGGAGCGGGUCAGACCCGGCACUUUGCCCGCGGCAGGAGGCGCGUGUGGCCUUGGAGGGCACCUGCUCUGAGAGCGUGUAGAGCAGCCCUCGGGGGUCUCCCUAAAACAGAGUUUGUUUGUUUUUAAAUAAAUCAAAAUACGAAGCCGA